Messenger RNA from Xenopus tropicalis (tropical clawed frog), 1632 nucleotides. RefSeq names its product cell wall integrity and stress response component 4-like. The coding region runs from base 122 to 928 and encodes 268 amino acids. Lineage: Eukaryota; Metazoa; Chordata; Amphibia; Anura; Pipidae. The transcript is spliced from 9 exons. The record is from RefSeq and is a predicted model, not a curated record.
AACCGAGCUGAGCAACACUCUUAGCAUGGUCUGCAGUUUGCAUUUAUGUUAAGAGGAAGCUGCAAGUUGGUUGAUAAAGAAGGUUACACUGGAGUAAUACAUUGGGGGUGUCGGCGUCACAAUGAUCCUGUAUCUGAAUUUGCUGAUGGUCUUGUUUAUACUACAGUAUCAAAACUGUUCGGCUCAAGAAAAUGAAAAAACCAAUGGUACCAAAUCAACCUCACCUACAACUCCACCCAUUCUCACCUCUCAGCCUUCUACAACCACCACAGCACUCACUAAUGACAACACCACAAGUGUCUCACAAGAAUCUACCACUUUCACGCACGCACCCACUCUUGCCAACAAAAUGGAUCUCACACCUACACUCACCAGCUCUGCUAAUUCACGCACCACUCCUUAUGAAGGCAGUACCACCUCAGGAGUCUCAAAAGAAUCUACCACUUUCACGCACGCACCCAGUCAUGCCAACAAAACGGAUCUCACACCUACACUCACCAGCUCUGCUAAUUCAACUUCACGCACCACUCCUUAUGAAGGCAGUACCACCUCAGGUUUCCGCAACACGUCAGACUUCCAUACAACCAUCUCACCAACUGCAAACUUCUCCAUCAGUCCCACCCCAAUAGAUUUGGACAUUAAUUGCAGUCAUAUAGCACCCAAAAUUGUUACUACCUCUGUAAACAUUAGUGAAUAUUCAGCAACAGUGAUGUUUGAGAAUAUGUCAGCUGAGGAGCUCAAGUUGAAUCUCAACUGUAACAAAAAUAAUACCAAAGAAAACAUUUCCACUUACAUUUACACUUUCCAAGAUGCCAAGCAGUGUACCAACCUAAAUGUCGAAUGUAACUUCAAUGAGAGGAACUGCAUCAGUCCCAUCAUUUUCUCAGUGCCUAUACCAUUAUGUAAAUAUUUAUUUUCUUCUUGUUAAAUGUAAAAUUUUAUUUAUUUAUUCCUGUGCCCUAAUUCCUACAGAUUACUCCUAUAUUAUGAAAUUUAAGAUGUCUACCCCCAAAAGAAGUUUCUUUGCAUAAUGAAAGAAUACACUGGAAACUUUUCAGUAUUUUCAAAAUCAUUUUAAAAUGUAAUUGCUAUUGAAAGCAGUGUUUAUUUCUACUUCUCUGAAAAACUAAAAAAACAAACAAACGCAGAGUUGUGCAUGUAUUGAUUGCAUGUGCCCUUUAAAGGUAUUUAUUGGUUACAUGCUCCUUGCACUUCCACUUGUGCUAAGCACCAGUGCAUCCACCCUGCCUUUUCUGAUGAAUCGUGUGUGACAAUUGACACUAGGGUACUUUGGAAUAACACCACCCCUCUUGUGGCAGUAGUUCUAGGGCUCCCCAGAAGUAAAGGUGGCCAUACACGUAGCAAACCUCUACCUGCUGAUUCAGCCCUGAAUGCAGAUUUUGUUCAGGUGCGUCCAUAAAUUCUCAACUCAAUAACACAUGUUGGCAAAAUUUCACUCUGAAGGAUUGUGGCAAGUACUAGUUUCACUUAUAGAUAAAUAUUCCUCAUUAUUUUAAUGGUAUAUAAGCAAAACCAGCAGUGCAGGGAAUUACAAAGCACUUUCAGUAGCAAAUACAAUUUACAAAUAUGUUUAAUAUAUUUCAGUGUGUAAUUAUUUUUAUUGGAAAGUUG